AUGGAGACUAUGUUAGAUUCCCCUGAUAAGCAUAGCCCCUUAAAUGAGGCUGGAGGCUAUUUAGAUAGUGAAACAGAUUAUUCCAGUAUCAGAGGAAAGAUGAUCAUGGUGAGCCCAACAGCUGAUGAAUAUGAAUUGCUGCAUAAACAACUAAUGGAAAGACUUGAAGCUGGAAAUGGGGAAAUAAUAUAUGAUAUUGGUCAAGGAGAAGAUGGGCGGGGACUGACCGAGGACGAGUAUAACGCAUCUGUGGCGACGCUGCAGUCGCUGGUGAGCGGCGAGCGCGUCUCGUGCGUGGAGCUGCGCCGGUGGGAGUGCGGGACUGGUCUCACCGGACAGUAUCUACUGCGCACAGAGCUCGACCACACUGACUUUAUGGAGAUCAGAGUGGCAGUGGUGGGUAAUGUGGACGCGGGCAAGUCCACGUUGCUAGGAGUAUUGACUCACGGUGAACUCGACAACGGACGCGGGUACGCCAGGCAGAGGCUGUUCCGGCACAAGCACGAGAUGGAGAGUGGCCGCACCAGUUCCGUGGGAAAUGAUAUACUAGGCUUCGAUAGUAUGGGUAAUGUGGUGAACAAACCUGACCACGGCACGCUGGACUGGGUGAAGAUCUGCGAGAAGUCUUCGAAGGUGAUCACAUUCAUAGAUCUGGCUGGACACGAGCGGUACCUCAAGACCACAGUGUUCGGCAUGACGGGGCAUGCGCCCGACUUCGGCAUGCUUAUGAUAGGGGCGAACGCGGGUAUAGUGGGCAUGACCAAAGAGCACCUGGGCCUGGCGCUGGCGCUGUCGGUGCCGGUGUUCGUGGUGGUGACCAAGAUCGACAUGUGCCCGCCCAACGUGCUGCAGGACAACCUUAAGCUGCUGCUGCGCAUCCUCAAGUCCUCCGGCUGCAGGAAGGUGCCGGUCAUGGUCAAGAACAAGGACGACGUCAUCGUCAGUGCCACCAACUUUGUCUCGCAGAGGCUAUGUCCCAUAUUCCAAGUGUCUAAUGUGACGGGCGAGAACCUGGAGCUGCUGACGAUGUUCCUGAACCUGCUGAAGACGCGUAUGCCCUCGCAGGACGACAAACCGGCCGAGUUCCAGAUCGACGACACAUACUCCGUGCCGGGCGUGGGCACGGUGGUGUCGGGCACGACGCUGGCGGGCGUGAUCCGGCUGAACGACACGCUGCUGCUGGGGCCCGACCCGCUGGGGCGGUUCACGCCCAUCGCCGUCAAGAGCAUCCACCGCAAGCGCAUGCCCGUGCCCGAGGUGCGCGGCGGACAGACCGCCAGCUUCGCGCUCAAGAAGAUCAAGAGAUCGCAGAUCCGCAAAGGCAUGGUGAUGGUAUCGCCGGCGCUGAACCCGCAGGCGUGCUGGCAGUUUGAAGGAGAGAUUCUGGUACUCCACCACCCCACCACCAUCUCCUCGCGCUACCAGGCCAUGGUCCACUGCGGCAGUAUCCGUCAGACCGCGUCGAUAUUGUCGAUGUCCCGCGACUGCCUCCGCACCGGGGACAAGGCGCUGGUGCGGUUCCGCUUCAUCAAACACCCGGAGUAUCUCAAGCGAGGGCAGAGGAUGGUGUUCCGCGAGGGCCGCACCAAGGCGGUGGGCAACGUGCUGCGGCCGGAGCCGCACGCCGCCAAGCCGCAGGCGCGCCGCGCCCCCCCCGCCCACCACGCCGCCAACGCGCAGGACAACAACGCGGCUUCGGAGAGUCACGUGACGGGGGCGGAUUCCCCGUUCGAGGUGCAGACCGACAAACGCACGCGUCGACCGCGCAAGAGACACGACAAGCCACCAGAACACCAUCCCGUCGCAGCUAACUAA
Diatraea saccharalis (sugarcane borer) is the source of this 1815-nucleotide messenger RNA. The record is from the annotation of a GenBank genome assembly. NCBI's taxonomy places the organism in Eukaryota, Metazoa, Arthropoda, Insecta, Lepidoptera, Crambidae.